Messenger RNA from Haliaeetus leucocephalus (bald eagle), 2306 nucleotides. RefSeq names its product ankyrin repeat domain 55 (gene ANKRD55). The record is from RefSeq and is a predicted model, not a curated record. The coding region runs from base 339 to 2144 and encodes 601 amino acids. Gene Ontology annotation, molecular function: protein binding. The transcript is spliced from 11 exons. Lineage: Eukaryota; Metazoa; Chordata; Aves; Accipitriformes; Accipitridae.
GCCGCAAAGCGAGUUUCGUCCUCUGACAAGAAGACCGGACGGAGACAGCUGCCGUGGCGUUGUUUACUGUGAUAAAUGGGAUUCUUCCCUGAAAACCCCGGAGGUGGCGUUUGUCUGGUUGUAAAUAAUGAGACAGACCGCAAUGGAUUUCAGCUCCUCGUCGGUGUUCGAUCAGCACAAAGACAUACUCCUCCCCUGCAGGUGAUGCAGCAGAAGAGAUUGACUUGACUGUGGUUUACCAAGCAGCCGCUAAUGGCGAUGUGAACACACUAACAGCAGUGAUUCGAGAAGAUCCUUCCAUCCUGGAGUGCUGCGACAGCGAGGGUUGCACACCUUUGAUGCAUGCUGUGUCAGGACGCCAGGUUGAUACAGUGAAGCUUCUGUUGAAGAUGGGAGCCAAUAUUAAUAUUCAAGAUGCUUGUGGACGUACCAGUUUAUCUCUGGCAACUUAUCUGGGGUGGCUGGAAGGCUGUGUCAGCCUGCUCAGAAAUGGUGCUAAGCAAAACAUACCUGACAAAAAUGGGAGGUUGCCACUACAUGCUGCUACCGCAGAGCCUGACGUGAGGCUUCUGAACGUGCUUCUGCAGCAGUCAAAUCUUAGUGAAAUUAAUCAUCAGGACAAUGAGGGAAUGACUUCGCUCCACUGGGCUGCUUUCCACAACAGGCCCCAGCACACCCAGACUCUGCUGCACAAGGGAGCAGACCCGACUCUGGUGGACAAAGACUUCAAAACAGCUCUGCACUGGGCAGUACAGAGUGGCAACAGGAUUCUGUGUUCCAUCAUUCUGGACCACUACCAGGGACCAUCAAUAAUAAACUAUGAUGACGAGAAUGGCAAAACAUGUAUGCACAUUGCUGCUGCUGCAGGCUACAGUGAUAUUAUCAGUGAGCUGGCUAAAGUCCCAGAGUGCAACCUGCAGGCCCUUGAUGUGGAUGACAGGACGCCUUUGCACUGGGCUGCAGCAGCAGGGAAAGCUGACUGUGUGCAGACGCUGCUAGAACUGGGGAUAGACAGCAGCCCUCGAGACAUCAAUGAAAACACUCCUCUGACAUAUGCAAUGUACUGUGGGCAUACAGCAUGCAUCAAGCUGCUGUCUCAGGAGAGCAGUAGAUCUGAGCCAAUUCAUCAGUUUUCCUCCCAGAACAACAGAUUCCUAAAGAAAGAAGGACGAUUCAGUAUGCUGAACCACAUCUUCUCCUGCAAAAAGAAGAAAGAUGAUCAGAAAACUAGUCAGAAGGAGAGAAGCAGAGACCAAUAUCCUACAGAAGAGACCUCAGAAGUAGAUGACAUCAUCACCACUUUUGACUGCAUUAUGGACACAAAUUGCAGAGACAAUCCAGAUGAGUGUGUGACCACCACUGACUUUAAAAGAAGGAGCACAGACACAAAGUACCUUAUACCAGAAAAGAAGCAACCAGAGUGUAAGGGACUUCUGCCCGUCAGAACCCAGAGCCUCCCCCCAAUCACUGCAGGCAAUUCCUUCCUAACUGCUUCCCAGAGCACAACUUCAAGCUUCUCCUCCAGCACCAGCACCCACCAUUUUGCACACAAGUCUCAAAAGAGUAGGAGUGAACACAACUUGCUGGACCACAGAAGCAGCUGCCAGGCUUUGUUGGAUGAUCCCUGGAACACAGACUCUAACCAACUACUCUCCUACAAAUUCUGUAAUCGGACUCCUUCAGACAAACUGAUAAAUGGCUUAAACUCUGACAGAUCUCACCAUGUGCUUUUGUGCCCUCCCCGCCUUCCCUCACUUCCCAGUUCUCCAUCAGGUAAAAAUUUUCAACAGAUGUCUGUAGACCAACCCAAGAUAAAAAAUCUUACUCCUGUACAGAACAGCCUAGCUCCCAUACCCAACCACUAUGCUCACAAAAUCCAGCUACCAUCUCAGGGUGCUAAGAAGUUUAAGUCACUGCCUUUAAAUUCCCUAAGGACUGGUGCAGUUACUCUACCACCAGCCCCAACCUCCAGAUCCCAGAAAAGGGGACAUUCUCAGAGUCAUUUGCUCUAUUCUCUCUUGCCUGGUCUAUCAGGAGAGCCUCUGAAACCAAGCUGUGUCCUACCUGCUAUCCCAAGCCAGAAGAAAUCUAACCCUGCAGAAGAGCUUGAGAAAUCUCUCACCAAACCAGACACUGAAAAUUAACUCAUUACACUGGCCUCACUCAGUUGAAAUAUAUCUAAGAGCUUGUUACAAGGUAACUGUACAGUAAAAUCUCAUUAAUUUUGCACUAAUGAUGCUCUUGUGAACUGGAGGGUAAAUGAACAAAAAACAAGAAAGGGUAGCACAUCACAAAAGCUGCACUGU